Molecule: messenger RNA, 684 nt
Organism: Sphenostylis stenocarpa
Lineage: Eukaryota; Viridiplantae; Streptophyta; Magnoliopsida; Fabales; Fabaceae
Source: the annotation of a GenBank genome assembly
AUGCACAAUGUGCAUCAACAAAAUCAGAAUACUCUUCAAUCUGUUGAUAGAUCCGGUCAGCAUUCUUCAACCACAGUCUCGUCUGUGGCAAAGUCUCUUCUCCCUACAAAGAGGAGGCUCCGUCUUGAUCCAACCAACAAGCUCUACUUUCCCUAUGAACCUGGUAAGCAAGUUAGGUGUGCAAUCGCAAUUAAAAACACUUGCAAGUCUCAUGUAGCUUUUAAGUUUCAAACAACAGCACCCAAGAGUUGUUAUAUGCGUCCUCCAGGUGGUAUUCUAGCCCCUGGUGAAAGUAUAGUUGCCACUGUAUUCAAGUUUGUGGAGCCACCGGAGAACAAUGAAAAACCACUUGAUCAGAAUAGCAAGGUUAAGUUCAAAAUCAUGAGCCUAAAAGUGCAAGGUGAAAUUGACUAUGUACCGGAACUGUUUGAUGAGCAAAGAGAGCAAGUGGCAACAGAGCAAAUUCUGCGGGUUAUUUUUGUGGACCUUGAGAGGCCUAGUCCUGUACUGGAUAAGCUCAAACGGAUGUUGGCUGAGGCUGAUGCUGUAGUUGAAGUGCGAAGAAAACCGCCGGAGGAGAAAGGUACCGGAGUUGCUGGGGAAGGUCUUGUUAUAGAUGAAUGGAAAGAAAGAAGAGAAAAAUACUUGGCCCAACAGCAAGUCCAAGGUGUUGAUUCAGUGUAA